GGCUGGUCUGCCCAAGAGAAGUGGACUCUGGAACGUCUCAAACGCAAGUAUAGGAACCAGAAGUUCAAAUGCGGUGAGGACAAUGACGGUUAUUCUGUGAAGAUGAAGAUGAAAUACUACAUAGAGUACAUGGAGACCACACGUGAUGACAGCCCACUGUACAUCUUUGACAGCAGUUAUGGAGAGCAUCCCAAGCGUAGGAAACUCCUGGAGGACUACAAAGUACCCAAAUUCUUCACUGAUGAUCUCUUUCAGUAUGCAGGAGAGAAACGAAGGCCGCCUUACAGAUGGUUUGUGAUGGGCCCACCUCGUUCUGGAACAGGAAUCCACAUUGAUCCCUUGGGAACUAGUGCUUGGAAUGCCUUAGUCCAGGGACAUAAGCGUUGGUGCCUGUUCCCCACCAGCACUCCCAGAGAGCUGAUCAAAGUGACCCGAGAAGAGGGAGGGAACCAACAGGAUGAGGCUAUCACUUGGUUCAAUGUCAUAUAUCCUAGGACACAGCUACCCACCUGGCCCCCUGAAUUCAAACCCCUGGAAAUCUUGCAGAAACCAGGCGAGACAGUCUUUGUGCCAGGUGGCUGGUGGCAUGUAGUUCUCAAUCUUGACACAACCAUUGCCAUCACACAAAACUUUGCCAGCUGUACCAACUUCCCGGUGGUGUGGCACAAGACAGUAAGAGGGAGGCCCAAAUUAUCACGGAAAUGGUACAGGAUCCUGAAGCAGGAACAUCCUGACCUGGCAGCGUUGGCUGAUUCAGUUGACCUACAGGAGUCUACUGGUAUUGCUUCUGAUAGUUCUAGUGAUUCUUCCAGUUCUUCAAGUUCCAGCUCCUCAGACUCUGAUUCAGAGUGUGACUCUGGCUCUGAGACAGAGGGAAUGAUGCACCGGAGGAAAAAGAGGCGAACAUGUAGCAUGAUGGGUAACGGUGAUACAACUUCCCAAGACGACUGUGUCAGCAAAGAGCGCAGCUCCUCCAGGAGGAAGAUCCGGACUCAGAAACCGAGAAGCUGGUGGUGAAAGAGCCGGAGGAUGAGGAUGAACUGAAGACUAUAUGAAGUUGUCCCUAGCCUCCUCCUAAAAGCAUCCCUUGGCAUCUUUAAAGGCUUGAGAGAAAUACCAAAACCAACCAAACACACCCAUAAGAGAAAUCCAUAAACCCUCAAAACUUGGGACCCCCUCUUGGUCUGAAGUUGAGUUCUUCAAAACUCCUGUGGUAUCAAGUUUGAGGAGAUCCUGUUGUGUGCCUCCAUGAACUGGGGCUGGGCCCAAGCAAUGACUUGAGUUGUGUUUGGGGGGGGGGGCCCCCUCUGGGAUGUCCUAGCAGACAAACCUUCCCCCCCUCCCCCAAACAGAACCCAAACCGGACACCAAACGUGCAGCAAGUCUGUCAGUUGUAUUCAUCACCGUGUGUAGCCCUGCUGUGAAAUCUGUAUUUCUUUAGUGGGGUGGGUGAAUUGUAGCUGUUCUCCCAGACUUGCCUGGAUCUUAUACAAGACCAUCAAGCCAUUACUUCCCAGGGCCAAAUUCCUCUUUAUUGUUGGGGAUGGGUGGGAACUGCGUAUGAUUUCAAACAUUGUAUAGCACCGUUGUAUUCUGAGGGGUGGAGGGACAAAGUGGGAUCAAAGUGAGGGGUGGCAGAUGGUAGCUGGAAUGACUCUAAUCUUGCUUCUGUAGUUAUAUUAGCGGAAAGCUGAUCCGUUAGGUAGAGGGAAGACUUGAGAAGUGACGAGGAUUGAUAGCUUAACUAUUCUGCUUGUGGUGGAGGUUUAGGAGACCACACUUUGGCCACUGUUCAUAUCUGGAUUCAUACUUUUCCCUACUCUGGUUCCCAAUGGGAGAGACCUGAGGAGGUAGCAACAGUAUCAUAGGUUCCCUCUGUCUCAGGAUGAGAUUAUGGGGGUCCUGGAAAAGAAACCCUACCCCUUCCUCUGCCACUUGCUGUUCCAGUGCCCUCUUCUUUUGCUAGCCCCGUGGUUUGUCCACUGAAGCCAGAGCUCAGCAUGUCUCCUCAGCUCUGUCAUAUUUAGGAGAUAAAUUUGGCUGGGUGCAUAUACCUGCUUCAGAGAGAGGUUUCAAAUCAGACCAGCUGGUUUGCAAGAUGUAUCCCCAUCGCAAGGGGGCUCGAGUCCUCCAGUGACGUUGUAGAAACACCAGGGCUGCAUGGGGAUGUGUCCUUCAGAGCUUUUUUUUCUCCUUGCAGGACAACUGCCUUUUGGCUAAAGCUUCAAACAUAUCAGAAACCCAACAGGCUACUUUUUUUUUCCUUUUUAAUUCCUAUGCAGGCAAUACUUGAAACCUUGUACUCGUCCUUUUCAGCACCUGGGGUUGGCAAACUCUUAAUAAAAGGGCUCAUUUAAAGAACAGCAGGAGGCUUCAGCUUUAGAAGAGGCUGGGCUACCCCUUCCCAGCCAACAACCGCUAGCAUAUUUAGUUGUUUGCAUAUGAAUUUAAACACAUCAGGACUCUCUACUUCAACUUCCCCACCAGUACAGCCGCUCAGUCUCCCCUUGGCGCUGGCUGGCUGACUCUGUCCCAAGCACCCAACUAUGCAAAGAAUGCCUUAUAUACAUUGUGUUUAAGUUACAUGGCAAUAUGUACAUCGAGCAAAGUCUAUAGCUGAGUCCAGAUUUUUGCUAGUGGCAGCAAGUCAAACUAUUUCUUCAACUCAAAUGGCUGUCUGGGUAUUUUUUACUUUUGUUUGUUUUGUUUGUUUGUUUUGUAUCUGAUGGUGGCUCUUAUACAAAGGACUGUAAUUCUAGUGGCUUGAAUCUGUAAAAAUUGCCUUUGUUUGGUCCAAUAAACCUUUGAAUAGUUUA
Molecule: messenger RNA, 2816 nt
Organism: Struthio camelus australis
Lineage: Eukaryota; Metazoa; Chordata; Aves; Struthioniformes; Struthionidae
Source: RefSeq, a predicted model, not a curated record